Clupea harengus (Atlantic herring) is the source of this 2745-nucleotide messenger RNA. RefSeq lists its product as uncharacterized. NCBI's taxonomy places the organism in Eukaryota, Metazoa, Chordata, Actinopteri, Clupeiformes, Clupeidae. The record is from RefSeq and is a predicted model, not a curated record.
UGUGUGUGUGACAAAGCGAGAGAGGAACAUAAAUCUACAGUUUGGAAAAAGGCAGAUUUUUUUUGCAUGAGAACAGCUGUAAGCGGAGUAGUGGAGCACAUUUGCGAUUUGUAAAUCCCUAUUUGGAGCAGCCGUGCAGGCCCUGAGUGGCAGAAUGCUCAUUAUGUAUUGUCAUGUUGAUCCAGAAAGAAUCCGAUAGCUCCUUCACCCUGCUCCCAACCCCCAAUCCGCUGCUCAGCAGUAAGUGUGUGUGUGUGUGUGUGUGUGAGAGAGAGAUCCGCUGAGUUCAGCCAAGCGCAACACAAUGUAGUGGUGUUUGAUCCACGUGCCAUCCACACACGCCAUCUGCUGCAGUGGCAGUAUCACAGUCACACACGCCUGUACACACACACCCACAUACACACACAUACACACACACACAGAAAAAAAACACAUGUGACAGUUGCACACACACACAGUAACACAAACGCAUAUGCACGCUUAAGCACAUAAUUUGAAGGUCAGCAUUCAUGUCAUGUUUUUUUUUUGUCUGAACAACCCUAUUUACAGUGGAUAUAUAAUUCAGACAAAUAAAAACACAUAAUUUCUCAGUGCACACAUGCAUACAUUAUAUACCCUAAGAAAUACUUCCAUCUCUCAAGACAGUGUGAGGGAGAUCAUGACCGAAGAAUUGUGUGUGAGAGUUUAUAUGCAUGAAUAUGAGUUUGUAUGCAUGCAUGCAUGUGAGAGCUGAUGUGAGUGUGUGUGUGUGUGUGGGGGGGGUUAAAUAAGUGACUGGGGAGAUGAGAUCAGGGAUUUAGGAGCACAUAAAAUUACAUCCACACGUGCAGUUCAUGUUACAUAAGCUGUAGUGCUACUGCUGUCUGCCUAAUGCACUGAAGGAGCCAGAGAGAGAGAUAGAGAUGGAUAGAGAGGGAGGGAUAGAGAGGAAGAGUGAGAGAGAGAGCAACAGAAGGGAGGAAAACAAACACUGGAGUACAGGGAGCUCAGAGCCACGCAGGAUCAUGCCUCUCUUCAUGCCUCUCUUCCUGUGUGUUUCUCUCAACCCUCCCAUCCACACCGGCACGGACCCGGACCAUAUCUAAGGGUAUCACAGGUUGUCAGUCUUAACACUGCCUCAGGAUAUCUGACAUUUCGCAUUGAAGACCAGUGUCAUAGCCCUGCUAGGAAAUGCUUGACCCGGUGGUACUCACCUGAUUCGGCCAAGGCUUCUGGGACACCUGCAGGACGUUUGUUGUUGUCCACAGAUCGGCAACCCCUCGGGAUGGGGGUGUUGUGGCCCCAGCUGCUUUGGACAGUGUGUGGGGUGAGUGUGGGAGUCUCGUCAACUUUAGGGGCAUCCGUGAGCCCCAUCCUGCUACAGACCACCGCAGAGCCCACUGUGAGGGAGGAACUGCCUAAUGCUACAGAGACAACCAGCAACACUGACACAGAACUGAGCUGUGUGUCCCUGUUGCCCCCGCGGCGGGGGUCAUACUACGUGGAGCAUGGCACAGGGGUGUCCCUGGGCUCUGUGCUGGUGUUCUGGUGCAGGGAGGGCUAUCAGCUUGUGGGGAGAGAGAGGGUCUCCUGCAUCCUCCAGACCCGCGCUGCCAAAUGGAGCCACCCUCGUCCAGAUUGUGAAGGACUACCCAAACUAGACGACCACGGUCUCCGCAUGGCUAUAGUGGUCUCUUCAGUCAGCGGUGUGGUCAUCAUCUCUCUGACGGUGGCGUUUGUGAUGUGUUGCAUGCGGGAUCAGCAGCAGGUGAAGAAGAAAAAGCCGCAACGCACUGGGAGGACCAGGGCUAGGCAGAAACGGAGGAACACAUCCCGGAGGAGUGCGGCUUGGUUGGAGAGAGAACCUGGGGACUGGGAGGUGUUCCCCCCACCCAAGAUCUUCAAUCUGUCCCAGCAGCUAGAGCCCAACGCCGCCACGGGCAGUCCUGCCUAUUCGGGGUCCACCCGAGGAUACGAGAACAGGGGCUACCACAGGAGUCAGGACAGCCUGAGGAGGACUCCUGCGGGGCAGUUCUACUCUGAGACCCAGCUCUACCCCCACCUGGUGCUCCAAAGGGCUGCGCCUGGCAGCCCCGUCUACCUGCACAUCUCUGCACCCCCGACCCUCAAGGCCCAGCAGCGCCCUCCUGUCUAGACUCCCCACUCUUUUUGUUCUAGAUCUUUCUCUGGGGUAAAUGAGGUCCCUACACAUUGGAACUGUCCAUGUUGUGUACAAUUCACUGACUUCUGGCUGGUGAAGUCCACCAUAUAGCCGGGAAUGCAAAACAAGCACUUUGUUUUUUAAGGAGUUUUUCUGCCAAGCACUUUUGCAGUCCUCUGUCAUGGGGGCAACUGCUGUUUCAAAUUACCUCUCCUGCCUGCCUGUCUACCUGACACUCUGUUUUCCAAAGACCCUCCCUUGUAUUUUCAAAGAAGAUCAUCACUGGCUCACAGGGACAGUAGCCCAGGUAUAAAUCAAAAGGGUUGAGAUUGGGUUGAGAUUGUCAUUUCCAGCUAUCUAUCAAGCUGUGACUAGCACUCUCUGGAAGAGACUGCUACCUGGAACCCUCUCCUGUGAUUUUGUUUCCCUGUUAUUCAAAAGGCCAAAACAUUAUUAUAUUGUUUGUGCUACGUACAAAUCAUUUUUCUCUUGCUAACUUUUUUUGUCACACUGGUCCUUUUAGAUUGCACCUGUACAAAACCAAGAGAGUUUAAACUAAAUAAAUGUACUUAAUGAAAUCCAUUAGUUUGUCAUAUUCUUUUGUU